CGUUUAAAGUUGGAAUUGUCCCGCCGCAUCUAUUCUCCGGUUUCUUCUUCUAAUACUUCAGCCGCGGCGACGACAACCAUAGAAAAGAAGCCAACAGCGCAAAUUCACGCAAAGCCUAACGUUAGAACUGGAAUCACCAAGGUCACGCAAAAGCGUCUAGCUGAAAAGGCAACGAAAACCAUAAAACAAACAUCGGUCUCGGUGAAAGACUUGCGGACAUCUCCCAAGGCUGGCACGAUCAAGGCUGAUAAAGUCAAUACUAAAGAAUGUUUACAUUCUUUCGACUCUACAGCUCCAGCCAAUUUUAAAUUCAACUUAUCGACGUUAUCUGUAACAAAUGUAUUUACGUCGAGUACGCCUAACGGUCCUUUAUUCGGAAAAACGUCGAUAGAGGAAAUAAAGUUGUCCCCGAAGAGCGAUACCUUCGAGUACGAGGAAACGACGGGACAUCUCAACACUGAUGUCGGCUCGAUUACUAUUGAAACAAUCAAGUUGCAGGUGUCGUCGGAUGAACAGAAAAUCUUAGAUUCCUCGAGGGAGAAGCAGUCGAGUCUUACGAAAAGUUCAUGGUCGCGCGACACGAGCAACACGAAGUCACACCAAUCAUCCCAAGUGUCUUCGUUCACUUCUUUCGUCGUGACAGUUGUGGAGAAAGACAACGCGAAAGGUACGCUUCCAGUGUCUACCGAUGUUGUUAAAGACGAUGUCCGAGGAGAACAAGAGGCCAGUCCUAGCAACGAUCAGUCUUCAGGGUCGGCCGACCUGUCGCUGUCGCGGGACGUGCAGCCUGCCGACGUCCUAACGGAGAAGCAGAAGCACACCGUGCAGCACUUCAAGCAGCAGUUGCAGCUGGAAACGGAAAGGCUGCAACAACUCUGCCAGCGAUGGACAGAGGUCCAGUCGCAGGACGACACCACGGAGGAGGCCCAGCAGCUCAUCAAUCAGGAGAUCGGGCAGACGAGUCUGCUGAUCAACGAGAAGUUCCAACAAUUCCGCGACUUGCUGACGAAGUGUGAAACAGGCAGCUCUAAUUUGCCGAUCAACUGCACGGACCUACAGGGCUUUUGGGACCUGACAUACAUCGAGGUGAAGGAUUGCGACUCGCGCUUCGCGAGGCUCGAGAGGCUCCGCGCCGCUCGUUGGCGGGAGAAGGAGCCGAAACCCGCAAAGUCCCGUAAGGAAAUCGUCGCGAAGAAGAGCAGGAAGUUUGCGAAGAAGAAGACCGCACCGGUGAGGCACAGCACGUUGCGAGAACUGAUCUCGGCCGAGAGGAGGAAGAAGAGAGCGGAGAUGCAGAAUAAGCAGGGCAAGACAGCUAUGAGUGACCCUGGUCGGUCUUGGACACGUUGGAUAAGUGCGUCACGAACAAUAAGAGGCUCACGAGCGUAUCUGAAAGAAGUUUAAAGGUGAUGCAGCAUGAAAAC
Messenger RNA from Harpegnathos saltator (Jerdon's jumping ant), 1424 nucleotides. Its product is annotated as disks large-associated protein 1-like. The annotation marks the transcript as partial. The record is from RefSeq and is a predicted model, not a curated record. The transcript has a single exon. Lineage: Eukaryota; Metazoa; Arthropoda; Insecta; Hymenoptera; Formicidae. Gene Ontology annotation, biological process: signaling.